Messenger RNA from Siniperca chuatsi (mandarin fish), 1276 nucleotides. It is a transcript of the gene tnnt2e, whose product is annotated as troponin T2e, cardiac. NCBI's taxonomy places the organism in Eukaryota, Metazoa, Chordata, Actinopteri, Centrarchiformes, Sinipercidae. The record is from RefSeq and is a predicted model, not a curated record. Gene Ontology annotation, molecular function: troponin C binding; troponin I binding; tropomyosin binding. Gene Ontology annotation, biological process: regulation of muscle contraction; sarcomere organization; cardiac muscle contraction. Gene Ontology annotation, cellular component: troponin complex. The transcript has 19 exons. The coding region runs from base 262 to 1122 and encodes 286 amino acids.
CCUCAAAUGUAGUAGAUUGUGAGGAGCACUUGAAGGCAGCAUUCCUCUCCAUGUAUAACUCAUCUUCUGCCUCCAACAAUAGAACUGACAACCGUAACCAGUCAUAAAAAAGAUAUGUGGUCACAUGAUGGACAGAGUGUGCUUUUUGGUUGGGGAGGAUGAUUGAACUUGUCUCUGUCUGGAUGUGAAAGAAUAAGACCUGAACUUGCUGCUAAUCCCAACUCUUCCUCAGGGAUAUACAGGAGGUAAUUGGAAUCCAAGAUGUCUGGAGAAGAAGUAGUGGGGGAGAUGCUGGAGGAAGAGGUAGAAACCCAGGAAGAGGAAGAAGCUGCUCCUGAAGUAGAAGAACCUCCUCCAGCAGAAGAGCCUGCAGAAGAAGAGUCUCCAGCUGCAGAUGAAGGAGAGAGCCAGGAUGAUUCCAAACCCAAACCAAAGGCAUUUGCUCCAGCUAUAGCUGUGCCAAAGAUGCCAGAGGGAGACAAAGUGGACUUUGAUGACAUCCACAGGAAGCGUCAAGAGAAGGAUCUGACUGAGCUGCAGUCUCUGAUCGAGGCCCACUUCAUUCAGAGGAAGAACGACGAGGAGGAGCUCAUCGCUCUCGUUAACAGGAUCGAGAAGCGUCGUGCUGAGAGGGCUGAACAGCAGAGGGUCCGUGCUGAGCAGGAGAAGGAGAGGCAGGCUCGUGUCGCUGAAGAAAAGGAGAGGAAGGAGCAGGAGGAAGCACGUAAGAAGCAGGAUGAGGACGCCAAGAAGAAGAAGGCUCUGACAAACAUGACUCAGCAGUAUGGUGGUGUCCAACAGAGGCAAGAAGGAAAGAGGGGAGCAAAGAAGCAGACAGAGAGAGAGAAGAAAAAGAAGAUCCUGGCAGAGAGGAGGAAGCCUCUCAACAUCGACCAUCUCAAUGAAGAGAAAGUGAAGGAGAAGGCCAAUGAACUGUGGCAGUGGCUGAUGACACUGGAGGCUGAGAAGUUCGAUCUUACUGAGAAACUGAAGAGACAGAAAUAUGAUAUUAAUGUACUCCAGACCCGAAUCAAUGAGCAGCAGAAGUUAUCAAUCAGCUCCUGGCUCGUGUUCAGGACCACCAAAGCGCCAAAGGAAGAGGCAAGGCCAAGGGCAGGCUGAGAUAGAAGCAAACAUCAGCAGGAGUUCUCCAAGGAAGCGUCUGAAAAUGAGCAGCAGUAUUGACUCUGAUGACAUUAAUGUAGCGCAAACAAUAAAACAGCACUGCAACAGCUGGUUUUAGACAAACAAUAAAAAAAAAAACUUGUGCUUUUGA